Messenger RNA from Mauremys mutica (yellowpond turtle), 1315 nucleotides. RefSeq names its product intelectin-like protein. Bases 79 to 1197 code for a protein of 372 amino acids. The record is from RefSeq and is a predicted model, not a curated record. Gene Ontology annotation, molecular function: oligosaccharide binding. The transcript has 8 exons. Lineage: Eukaryota; Metazoa; Chordata; Testudines; Geoemydidae.
GUUCCACGGCAUGAGUGAAAUGUGCUGGUGUCAGUUCUGCCACAGAGCAGGAGAGACACUCCUAGAAAAAGGUCUGAGAUGGGACUUGAGUACCGAUCCCCUCGCUUCCCUUUUCUGGACCUGAUCCCAGCGCUGACUGGAGCCACUGUGAGGCAUUCCACUGACUUCAAUGGGCUUCAGUCAACAAUGAAGCAACUCGCUCUCCUGCUGCUCCUCAUCUCAGUGACCAGGGCGACCCCUUGCGCUGAGAGCGUGGGUGCUGCUGAACUGAAACUCGCCAUCCGUGACCUGCUGGAGAACUGGAAAGACACGUCCUGCUCCCAGAGUGGCCAGAGCGGCCAGAGCGGCCAGAGCUACCAGAGCCUGCCCCGCAGCUGCAAGGAAAUUAAAUCCACCCAGGCCGGAGCUGGAGACGGGAUUUACACCCUGCGCACCGAGAACGGCGAGAUCUACCAGACCUUCUGCGACAUGACCACCAAGGGGGGCGGCUGGACCCUGGUGGCCAGCGUGCACGAGAACGACGCCUAUGGCAAGUGCACCAAUGGCGAUCGCUGGACCAGCCAGCAGGGGAGCAACGCCAACUACCCAGAGGGAGAGGGCAACUGGGCCAAUUACAACAUCUUCGGCUCCGCGGUGGGCUCCACCAGUGACGACUACAAGAACCCUGGUUAUUAUGAUCUGCAAGCCCAGGACCUGUCUGUGUGGCAUGUAACCAACAAGACGCCCCUGAAGGAAUGGAAGAACAGGUCCAUCCUGAGGUACCACACCGAGACCAGCUUCCUGUCCUUGGAGGGGGGGAACCUCUUCAAACUCUUCCAGAAAUACCCAGUGAAAUACGGCGCCGGCGUCUGCAAGACCAACAAUGGCCCCGCUGUGCCCAUCAUCUACGACUAUGGCGACGCCCAGCAAACUGCCAACUAUUACUCUCCAGACGGCCGAAAUGAAUUUGUUCCUGGCUACAUUCAGUUCCGCGUGUUUAAUGCUGAGAAGGCGGCCAUGGCUCUGUGUUCUGGGCUGAAAGUGACUGGCUGUAACACCGAGCAUCACUGUAUAGGUGGAGGAGGAUUCUUCCCAGAAGGAAACCCGAUUCAGUGUGGUGAUUUCCCUGCCUUUGACUGGAACGGCUACGGAACCCAUCAGCACUGGAGCGUAUCCAAGGAGAUGAUUGAAUCCGCAGUGCUGCUGUUCUACCGCUGAGUUCGGAUAGGCUGGCAUGACCCAGUGAAGGACUCUGCAUCACUCCAGACACAGCUACUCCCUGGGAGGAGAAUUAUGGCCUCAGCUGUGGACAUCUAUGAUGCAAAUAAAGAAAGUG